AUGGAAUACACGCUUGCAAUUAUAGGAUGUGGUGUAAUGGGCCAGGCCCUUUUGUCGGCGAUUUACAACGCACCUAAAGCUACUCCUGAGACUGAAAACCUAUACCCUUCCAAGAUAAUCACAUGUAACCACAACGAGGAAUCUACGAAGCAGGUGGUGGAACUGGUCAAGACGUUCAAGAAGUCAGCGAAUGGUGUCGAGGUUGAGAGUACGUACGGAGAAAAUAAUAGGGUGAUAAAAGAGGCCAAAGUCAUCAUUUUGGCGACAAAGCCAUUUCUGGCCAAGCAGGUGCUGGACGGUGUUAAAAGUGAGAUCCAGAAUAAACUGAUCAUUUCAUUGGCUGCCGGUUGGACAAUUGACCAGCUGUGCGAUUACACCCACUAUGUUUCGCGCGUUAUGACCAACACGCCUGCCAAGUACGGAUUUGGAAUGGCUGUGAUCGCUCACUCCUCUUCGGUGAAGCAAGAACAAAAAAAGUUGGUCUCAGAGCUGGUACGCCACAUUGGCAAGUGCAUCGAACUGCCUGAGAAGAACAUGGAUGCUGCGACCUCACUUGUUGGGUCUGGUCCCGCGUACGCGCUGCUGAUGCUCGAGUCCAUGAUGGAGAGCGGAAUCAAGAUGGGUAUCCCGCUCAAGGAGAGCAGGGAGUGCGCGAUCCAGGUUCUGAAGGGCACGGCAAGCAUGCUUGAGAUCACUGGCGAGCAUCCGUCCGUGCUGAAACACCAAGUUUGUACGCCAGGCGGAACGACAAUUGCGGGGCUAUGCACAAUGGAGGAAAACGGCGUUAGAAGCGGCAUUAUUAAGGGUAUUGAAGAAGGUGCUGCCGUUGCUGCUCGCUUGGGCAAGAAGUGA
Lachancea mirantina is the source of this 852-nucleotide messenger RNA. Lineage: Eukaryota; Fungi; Ascomycota; Saccharomycetes; Saccharomycetales; Saccharomycetaceae. The record is from the annotation of a GenBank genome assembly.